Messenger RNA from Plasmodium gallinaceum, 708 nucleotides. RefSeq names its product proteasome subunit alpha type-2, putative. The transcript is spliced from 2 exons. Bases 1 to 708 code for a protein of 235 amino acids. Gene Ontology annotation, cellular component: proteasome core complex; proteasome core complex, alpha-subunit complex. Lineage: Eukaryota; Apicomplexa; Aconoidasida; Haemosporida; Plasmodiidae. Gene Ontology annotation, biological process: ubiquitin-dependent protein catabolic process. The record is from RefSeq and is a predicted model, not a curated record.
AUGGCUGAUGGUGAAUACAGUUUCUCCUUAACAACUUUUAGUCCAACUGGUAAACUAGUACAAAUUGAAUAUGCAUUAAAUAGAGUAUCUAAUAGUUCUCCAGCUUUAGGUAUUCGAGCAAAAAAUGGAGUAGUAAUUGCUACAGAGAAAAAAAACCCAAAUGAAUUAAUAGAAGAAAAUAGUAUAUCUAAAAUUCAACAAAUUAGUGAACAUAUAGGAAUUGUAUAUUCAGGUAUGCCUGGAGAUUUUCGUGUUUUAUUAAAAAAAGCAAGAAAAGAAGCAAUUAGAUAUUCUUUACAAUAUGGAAAUGAAAUAUUAGUAAAAGAAUUAGUAAAAGAAAUUGCAUCAAUUGUGCAAGAAUUUACACAAACAGGUGGAGUAAGACCUUUUGGGUUAUCUUUAUUAAUAUGUGGUGCUGAUGCACAUGGUAAUCAUUUAUAUCAAAUUGAUCCUUCUGGUUGUUAUUUUAAUUGGAAAGCAACGUGCAUAGGAAAGGAUUAUCAAAACAAUAUUUCGUUUUUAGAAAAAAGAUAUAAUAAUGAUAUUGAAAUAGAAGAUGCUAUUCAUACAGCCAUUUUAACUUUAAAAGAAAGCUAUGAAGGAGUUAUGAAUGAAAAAAAUAUUGAAAUAGGUGUAGCCUAUAAUAACAAGCCUUUUAAAAUUCUAAAACCAAAUGAAAUUAAAGAUUACUUAAUAGAAAUAGAAUAA